CGAGGCGAGGCCGCUCUGCUGGCCGGCGGCUGUAGGACGCCAAAGCACAGAAACGCCCAAUAAAGAAUCUCACGCCUGUCCCGUGUUAGUAAAGACUUGCACGUGUGAGUGGGCUCUCUUUACUUACUUCUCCUUUUUUUUUUUUUUUCUUAAAUAGGCGUUAAGAUGGCGCUGCUGCCUAGUCAGACGCUCGCUCAGGAGGGUCGCUGAAGCAGCAGCCUGGCUUUGAUCCCUGCGGUGCUGGAAGCCCCAGCCUGUCAGUCAGUGUGUCCGUUCACUGCCACAGCAAGAGUCGGAGGAAAUCUGCUAGCUGCUUAGGGAGGACAAGUUGCACCCAGUACGUGUCAUAUACCUUCUAGGAGACUCAGAUGAUCAUGAGCAAAGCACGCAAAAAUAAUGGAGAAAGUAGCCAGACAAUCAGAGAGGUCCUUUCAAGCAAUCAGACUCCCCCCUACUGCUUCUGAAAAGGUAAGCUCCAUGUCCAUCUCACACGUCCAGUGUUGUCACACAGCUAAUCCCUGUGGCUCUCUGGUGCCAAGAUGUCCAGUAACACACUUUCCUGUUUGUACAUGGAACCCAGAUUCCCUUUGUAUGCUCUUAAUACCCUCAUCAAAAAGGAAUUUCAUUGAUUCAUGCCCAGAGGCUUUCAGUUUCUUGAGGGGGGCUCGUGUGUUGGCAAGGAGAGAAGCUGACGGCUAUUACUACCUGGGCCACAUUGCCCAAGAGGUGAAGGGCUCCAGGGAACGCUUUUUAAUUGAGUUUGACAAAAGUCGCACUCUGAAAGGCAAGGUACGGCCUCGCAUGCAGGAAACGCCUCUCUACGACAUUCUCCACUAUGAAGAUGCCAGGCAACAGCCUCUUGCUCCAGGAGACAGGGUUUUGGCACCAUGGGAGCCUCGAGCUGAACGUUUUGGCCCGGGCACUGUGCUAAAGGUUAUGGAAAACAAAGAGGCACGUUUAGCACACAACAGAAGGGGAGUUCUUGUGAAUUUCUGGAAUGGGCAGACUAAGGAGGUGUCUUCUGACCAAGCUCUGCGGAUUCCUCUGCCCUUGAGUGAACGCAUCAUCCUAGAACUGCAGAUGCCUUUAGCAGCCAGGCAGAUGGUGGUAGAUUCGAGCGUGGAUUACCCAUACGUUGUGACACCAGGUUAUAGAGCUUCAGGCCAUUACAGACAGGGUCACUCAGACCUGGACUACUGGCCAAGGGGUCUGUAUUUGGCUCGGCCAUGCGCUGAGUACAGCUGUAGGUGUGCCUCACUUCCCCAUUGCUGCCUUGUAGCUCAGGAACCUAUGUGGCCUGCAGGGUGCAAAGUGCAGCAAGAAGAUGCUUUCAUCCCAGGAACACGCUUGAGUAAAGAAGAUGAGAAAGUAGAAGAGCAACUGUCUGAAAUGAGGAUUUCAUCUUCAGAAAGUGUUUUGAGAGAGGAAGAGAAGAAGGAAGAGAAGAGAUUGAAAACAGAAAGUGCUGCAAAAGAUGUUCAGUUUUGUCUGAAAGAGGACAAUGAGGUUCUAGAACCUAAAAAGAGUCCUCAAAGGGAGAUGGCUCACACUGUUGUUGAUACUGCUGUCAACACAGACAGCUGGCUAAUCGAGACAGCCCACAAGGAAGAAGCAGACAGAAGACAGCGGGAUGUUGAAACUGAGGCUAAUAUUAAACACGAACAUGGUCUUUUUGAGUCCAGAGUGGCAGAAGCUCUGAUCCAGCAUUCCCAAAGGACCCCUUCCCUGGGAACCAGUGCUUUGGUUCCUUUCAGGCGCCAAAGCUUCUUUGACCGAGUGAAUCAAUCACUAGAGAAAGACAGCCUGACCAUCAAAUCAGCUCUACGUGUACAAAGACUGCACAGUACCUCCAGUGAGCAAGCUGGGAGAUCCAUGCAUCUUGUAAAUCUUCUAAAGGACAAAAGCAUUAGAAAAUCAAUACCUAAUGGUGCAUCUCAGGAGAGAUGGAGUAAGAUGGACUUCAGCAGAGCCAAGAUUGAGCACAAAAGGUGGCAAGAGGAGCAGAGGCAGCUGAAGAGAGAGCAGCAGCAAGAGGCAGAUGGCAUCCAACGCCAGCUGCGCAGGGACAACCAGAGGCAGCGAUUGCGUCAGAGAACAUUGCAAGUGUUGGAGAAACAGCUGGAGCACAAAGACAGAGCUUUGCAGCACAUGGCACUGCUCCAGGCUGCUGGGGCAGAGAGGAGCAGGAAGGCAUCCUCCUUGCUAGAGGAGGAGAAGAGGAAAGCAAGUCAGAGGCUGCAGUUCUUAAAGGCACAGCAUUUGCAGAGAGAGGAGUUGCAGGUAGAACGCAAUGACAGGAGCUCUGAACAAGAGAAAGAAAGGCUGGAUUUUCUCAGGAGCAGAAUGCAGUCACGGCAGGAAACGUUGAAACAAGAAUCACAGGAGCAGGACAGGCAACAAAAACGGCACCAGGCUGCCAAAGGGAGAGUGUUCCAGAGCAGAGACCGGUCACACCAAAAGAUGGAAAAAGAAGGCCAAAAACUCUGUGACCUCCAGCAGUACCUCAGAGAGCAGAAUCUUUUGAUGCUCCGGGCGUCACUGCUAGCCUAAGGAAGCUGCUGAGAGGGUAAGCAGGCCCUCGAGCAGUUCACAGACCUGCUCUGUAUCCUGUAGGGGUGAGUCUGUGGGCUGGAGCUUGGGUGCUUGAAUGCAGUUGUGACAAGUGGAAUUAUGAUUCCUGGAGAAGCCUUUAAUCUUCCUUUCAUUGCAGCCAGAGUGCAUUUUCACUGCUCCGUCCUUUCCAUGCCUUUCUUUCUGGAGUUACCCCUCCUUCUGGAGUUACCUGUUCUGUGACCCUGCUGACAGAACUGGCUCUGCAACAAAGAGCUACCUUGGCAUUUAACAUGAAAUAGGGCCAUAGUACCGAGUUUCUGCCCCAAAGUCAUCUUUCCCAAGGCCUCCAAGGAGUCAGCACCCAUCAUGCCGAGUGUUGUAGUCUGAGGCUGUUGAAAGUGUCAUGAGGCGACUCAAAGCGGAGCAACAGAGGACCUGGGAGUUAGUGACAGAAUGAUUCAAAGGGCACAAGAUCUAGAGCGAGGCAGAGGGGCAUUAGCUUGUAGCUACUUUUGAGAUGCAAACAAGAGACAGCAAUUAGUUAAAUGAGGGCACAGGCUGUGCAAUAGAAUAGGAGGUGAAGAACAAGAAUGGAGGUCAAGACAAACCCCCUGGGAUGAGUCCCUCAAGUGAAGCAGUGCAAGCACAGGCACAGGUUACAUCCUGCUAACCCAAGUCUGCAGGGAAAUUAAAUGCAGGUCUCAAAAGGCUUCUGCUGUUGAAUCCUGGGAACUUUCUGCCCUGCUGUGCUUCUUCCAGAGCAGCACCAGAAAGCACAUUUCUUUAAGGUCAAGGACCACAUAAAAUAGGACAUGUAGUUACAUGAUGCUGUCAUAUGACUUAGCUUGAUACGUUAACGUUCUAUUAAAUAAUGGGGAAGGAGAGCUGGACACCAGCUGGAUGUUAAAAAACCCAAACCUGCAGCAAUGAAAAUGUACAUGCUAAAAUACAACGUAAAGUAUCCACUGCAUUUCCAUUAUGAACAACAGACUCUUCCAAGUCAGUUGAGAUCCACAGGGAAGAAGUCUCCCUACAUAUGACACAGUUGUGCUACUGCCUGCCAAAACUGCUGUAAGGGGCAGGGCAAGGAUAAAGUGACAUGAGGAGUGCUUCAGAAAACCUGCUAAGGCAACUUGGAGCCCUCCAGCUUUGGCUUCAGGUAAGUGUAGUUCUUCUACUGUCAGGGUGUCCAUACUGCUUGGAAUAAAUAGGCCACUCCCCUAGAGGAGGAAUGACUUAUAGAAGCCCAAAAUGCAAAGAGGAAGAUGCGGUUUUUGGUGACAAGCCACCCCUUCUAGGCAUUGUGAUGACAAAAAUGUCUGUUCUCUGAAAUACCUGCCUUUGGAGAAUCACCAAACCCAGUGGGGGGCCUGGGGGCCUGGUUUGCCUGCGAACUCACUUUCAGGCUGGCAGUCUCCAAAAGCAGGUAAUCUUAGGUCAGAAAGAUACCGGGUUAUCUUUGCAAGUAGGACAGCUGGUCCGAAUAAACAGACUUUUUGUUCACCAUGAAUAAAUGAGGAGAAUGCUACAAAGAUAAAUGAAUUGGUAAAUUGAGGUAAACAAUUAUGUGACCAUCCAAGGUAGCCCGUAGUGCUCUAAGAGAAGAAUUCCCUGUACAUAGCUACCACCUGGAGUCCACAGUACAACUUGCUCACGACUCCCCUGAUUUUCUCAGCGCACUACUGACUUUUCUUAGCAAAGCAUGUGGUGUCAGCUGCUCCUGGGGACAAGCUACCGGCCCCUCCCCUCCACUGAAAGGAAACAGCAAGGCAUGUCAAGAGACAGUUUUUUGUAACAGGAGAGGGUUUGUUUAAUGCACUGUACUCUGAUGAAUGGAGGUGCCUUCGCUGACAAAGGGGAGGAGGAGGUUAUGCUUGUCACAUCCUGAAGUGCUGUCCCUCUUCCUCAUCAGGUACAAAACACAGCAGCUCUGUCACAGAGAAUGCUAUUGCCAGCUUUGGGGAGCCAGAAAUGUGACUGUCCCUUUCAUGUGGGUAUUUAGGAAAGGAGAAUAGACAUGGCACAAUUAUUUUGCUGCAGCAGUCAGAGCUAUAUUGAAGGAUUUUCUUCUUUUGCACAAAAUUAUGCUAAAAUAUAUAUAAUAUUUGUAAUACCUUGGUUUAAGUCAAUAUAAUAAAUACAUUGUUUUUACCUAAUACCAAACUAGAUGUAAAAUUUAAAUGUUGUUGCCUGACAUUCUGUAUACACUUAGAAACAUGUGACAUUUUCUGGCACAUCACUCAGCAAAAAGCAUAAGUAAUACAAAAAUUCACCCCUUUUACAGGAACACGGCACUAGUGAUAAGAGCAGUUUCUAAAAAAACCCAACAAACUAUUAAGAAAACUUGUAAAAGGGAGCUCCUUUGAAAUUCUGCCAACUCUUUUGAAUGGCCAGCAGUUUCUUAGCAGUAAGUCUCAGACUGUGUUCCUCCAAAGAUAACUGAGAGGGUAUGGCUUCAGCUUUCCCCCUCAAAAGACAAUUAAAGUUAAGUCUCCCCUCCAGUUGUUUACAAAAUAUUCUAAGGCCUUAAUAGCUAAAAGGGGUAUUCAUCACUUUAGGAGCUGUAAUAUGCAUGAACCAUCCUGAGGUGUUUUUUUUUUUUUAAAAAAAAAGGGAAAAGGAAAGAAAGAUGAACCUACACAUAAGCUGAAGGCUUUGACGUUUUCUCUGUUUAAAUUAAGGUCUGAGAAAAUUGUAACUUGCUGCAUAUAUGGAAAUUACAUGUGAAGCAGAGUUUUGCAUUUCAGACGUGGAAUUCUCUCAUUUGGCUUAAGCUCUGUUUGGCCUCUGGGAAAGCUGGCUGAAAUCUGCUCAGCAAGAACAGGGCUGGCUGUGCCCAAGACCUGCCUAACCGAUGGACUCGGCCCAGGCUGCACACACCGCAGGGGGCUGGGCCGGGCCCCCCUGCCCCUCCAGCUGCGUGGAAAUGGGAGCAGGCAGGCUCACUACCCAGAGAAAGCCAGUGUGGGCAGCCCUUGGAGAUCUCCUUUAAUGUAAAGUUUGCAGAUUGCUUGCUUUUCUUCUUUUUUGAGUUCUUUUACACAAAAUCACGUGCUAGUAGAGUACCUUGUUGUAAGUCUAAUUAGACUUAGAAAAACAAGCCUAAAACUUAAAAGACAUUGAACUCAGCUGCUGCUUUCAUCCCUAAGCAUUUGGAAAUGGAAUAUGAAUGAUUAAAGGAAAAUACAUUAAAUAUAUUGAGCAGAAUCUAGACUUAUUUUUCAGACUUCAUUUAUAUAUCAUUAAUCAUUAUUUUAUAGUCACCAUAAACCAGCAGAUUGUCUGCUUAUGCACUUCCUCUCCAUUGCUUAACCAUCUGAAAACAGACCACUGCAGCCACCCCGUACUGCUGCAGUUUCACAUACAGCAUAUCUGGGAAUAUAUUUAGUGUUACAAUAUUUCCAGUCAUUCAUAGACUGUAUUUCUCACUAUUAAAAUACAGCCAUAAAGUAAUUUUAAUAUUGCUAUUAAAAUAACUGACUGUAAAAGCCAUGUAUGAUCUAGCUCUUUUGCUGGCUUUAUUUAACUUUAAACAUUCACAAUGUAUUUUCUAUCCAUUAGGAAAAUGCUUGGGACUCUGUUUUGCAAAUUUGUGGAAACAAACCCCAAGCAU
This is a messenger RNA of Athene cunicularia (burrowing owl), 6166 nucleotides long. Its product is annotated as trichohyalin-like. The record is from RefSeq and is a predicted model, not a curated record. NCBI's taxonomy places the organism in Eukaryota, Metazoa, Chordata, Aves, Strigiformes, Strigidae. The transcript has 10 exons. The coding region runs from base 397 to 2550 and encodes 717 amino acids.